Molecule: messenger RNA, 1639 nt
Organism: Diospyros lotus (date-plum)
Lineage: Eukaryota; Viridiplantae; Streptophyta; Magnoliopsida; Ericales; Ebenaceae
Product: UDP-glucosyltransferase 29-like
Exons: 2
Coding region: 122-1477 (451 amino acids)
Molecular function (GO): UDP-glycosyltransferase activity
Source: RefSeq, a predicted model, not a curated record
AGAAGACGAGCAGCAAGCUGUGAAAGAGGACUCAUUCUUCAUUGAUUUCCCAACACCAUCUUCGAAAUUCUCCCACUUCUCUGUAACUGUGGCUUGGGAUCGAUCUGAAGCAGCAAGCUCGAUGACCAUGGAGCCCAGGAAAAGCAAGAAGAUCAAAAUCCUGAUGCUGCCAUGGCUAGGCCACGGCCAUGUCACCCCAUUCGUGGAGCUCGCUAAGAAGCUCUCCCGGAGGGACUUGCAGAUCUACUUCUGCUCCACGCCGGUGAUUCUCGGCUCCCUCAAGAAGAAGAAAAAGUUCUCCAGCGACGAUGAUUCAAUCGAGUUCGUCGAAUUCCACCUUCCGUCCUCGCCGGAGCUUCCGCCGGACCGCCACACCACCAAUGGCCUCCCCUCCCACCUCAUGCCCAGCCUCAAGAAGGCCUUCGACAUGGCCGGGCCGAGCUUCUCCGUCAUAUUGGAAACCCUGAAACCAGACCUCAUAAUCCAAGACUACAACCAGCUGCCAGCCACCGCCGUUAAGUAUGAUAUUCCGACUGUCCGGUUCAUCUCCACCGGAGCAACGGUGGGCGCCUUCUUCGUCCACCGGAUCCAGAAACCGGACGUUGAGUUCCCGUUCCCGGAGAUCCGGCUCGGUGAGUUCCAUGAGAAGCAGUUUCAGGACAUGAUCAGGCCUUUUACGAAUGGACGCGCCAGAGACUCUUCUCCCGUGGCUUUAAAAACCACCACUUUGUUCAACACUUUCAGAGAGCUAGAGGGAAAGGGCUUUGAUUAUCUGAAGGAAUUGUCCGAGAAGAAUGUUAAUUACUUUGCCGUGGGUCCACUGGUUCGAGACGCCGGCGACGAGGAAGACGACGACCGUACGACCCAGACCCUGCAAUGGCUCGACAAAAAGGAGAACUCCUCAACCGUGUUCGUUUCAUUCGGGAGCGAGUACUUCCUCUCCAAGGACGAUAUGGAAGAGAUAGCUCACGGGCUGGACCUCAGCACGGCGAACUUCAUAUGGGUCGUCAGGUUUCCGGCGGGCCAGAGAGUUAGCGUUUCGGAAGCGCUGCCGGAAGGGUUCUGCGAGAGAGUCGGAGAGAGAGGCUUGGUUAUGGAGGAUUGGGCGCCGCAGGCGAGGAUUCUGGCCCAUUCGAGCACCGGCGGGUUCGUGAGCCACUGCGGGUGGAAUUCCAUACUGGAGAGCUUGAAGUUUGGUGCUCCAAUGGUGGCCAUUCCGAUGCAUCUCGACCAGCCGAUGAACGCUCGGCUAGUGGAGGGGGCCGGCGUGGCGGUGGAGGUGAAGAGAAGCGGCGAUGGGAGGCUGAGCAGGGAGGAGAUUGCAGAGGCGAUAAGGAAGGUGGUGAAGGAGAACGAUGGAGAAGAAAUUAGGGUUAAAGCAAGAGAAUUUAGAGAUAAGAUUAGAGUGAUGGGGGAAGAAGAGGUUGAUAUGGCAGUUGAAGAAUUCGUGCACCUCUGCAUCAACAACAAAUCUUAACCCGAAUACGAUACCCGAACUCGAGACCGUUCCGUAACCCGAACACGAUACUCUUUUAACUUUAAGAUCUAUUUUAAUAAUUUUUUUAUUAGGAGAUUAUUAUUUUUCUUUUUUACGAAUGAGACGACACAAUUUUAUUUUAAAAUUUAUUUUCAUUGUCCA